AUGCUACAUGAGAUUAUUCCGAUGGGAGGCGUGAAUUUAGCUCAGUGGCAUGGGCUUUGCUAUGGCGAAGAGAGUUCCUGGGAUGAUCGUGCAAAAAGCUGCAAGACGCGUUCAUGUCUGGCCUUCAAGAUCCGCCGCUGUGAAGCUGAGAAGCACUGGAUGGUUCUACGUCCACGUGGCCGAAAUGGUGGCUGGACCACGGUCACCAUUGAAGAGUAUGGGCUUUACUGCAUUCCAGCAGCAAUUGAAGCGACACCUUGGAUCCUUGGCAACAUGGCCAACCAGCAGGGCUUGCACCGCUUCUGCGCCAGAGUGGUUUGGCAAUCGCGGCAGUACCAAGACCAAGCCCUUGCUGGGGAGGCACUAGUGCCCAUGGCGACGCCAAGCGAGGACAACGGCACUUCCACAUUCAUCGAGAAGAAGGAGUACAGUGUUUCUCUUGCAAGGUUAUCUUCCUCCGAGAGCCGGGAGAAAGCGCGAGUCGCACCCUGGAUGCAGGCGGAGAAGCGCGCCCAGGAGCGUGAGGCAUUGGCGAAAGCAUGUGAGGAAGCAAGGAAAAAGGACAGUGACCAGAGCCUUGCCGACGUGGCCAACCGCCGGUUUGUGGUGGACCGGGUGCUUCCAAAAGCAGAGCGCCACUGGCAUUGGCAAACAUGCUUCUUCUUGGACCUCACAUCGAUUGGUGACGGACUUGAUGGCACCGCCAAUUUGGCAGACGCAAAUGCUGAUGUCUUUGGGAAUCAGUGGGUCGGUCCCAGCGAAGGUUACCAUCCAGGUGAAUUGGGGGCCGCUGUGUGCGAUGCCCUGAUCGAGCGCCAAAAAAUCAACGGUGCGGAGGUGGAAGAUGUGGUCUUUGGUUGUCUUGGACAGGUUGGGGCGCAAGCUGCCAAUAUAGCCCGCACUGUGGUGCUAUCCUCCCGCCUUCUACCGGAAACUGUCCCUGGCACAUCUGUGGACCGGCAGGCCGGCUCCUCCCAACAGGCUAUUCAUGCUGCAGCUCAAGCAGUGAUGAGUGGCGUCCAUGACUGCUGCAUUGCUGGAGGUGUUGAAGUGAUGUCCACAGUCCCACUUCUUUCUAACAUCCUCGAUGGAAUGAAGGCCGGUCAUGGAUUUCCUAUGACCGAAAUCAUGACUGAGAAGUACAAGGACAAAAUGAAGGCUUUUGAGCAAUUUGGCAUCUCCAGUAAUGCAUUCUCUCAGUUUGGAGGAGCGGAGCUUUUGGCCAAGAAGUACAACCUCAGUCGCGAGGAUGUUGACCGUUUUGCUGCCAUCUCUCAACAAAGAGCAGUGGAGUCCACCAAGGCAGGGAAGUUCAAGGAUGAGAUUGUGCCAUUGCCAGUGAAGCGAGGGGGCAAGGAAGGGCCCUCGGAGGGCAUUCAUUCGGAGGAUGAGGGAAUCCGUCCCAAUGUCACUCUUGAGAGCUUGGGCAAGCUGAAGGCCUUUUUCCCAAAUGGCGUUCUCACUCCGGGAAGCUCAUCGCAAAUCUGCGAUGGAGCUUCAGCCAUGCUGAUUUGCAACGAGCGAGGAUUGCAGAAGCUGGGCCUCAAGCCAAUGGCCAGGAUUCAUUCUUUGGCCCUUGCUGCUACCGACCCUGUGGUGAUGCUGGAAGGGCCUGUCCCCGCAACACGGACAGCCUUGGACAAGGUGAAGAUGAAGAUCGAGGACAUUGACCUCUACGAGAUAAAUGAAGCUUUUGGCUCCGUGCCCUUGGCUUGGCAGAAGGCCUUAGGAGCAGAUAUUGAGAAAAUGAACGCCACUCGGCUUCAGCAGGUAGAAUCUGAGGGGCCGAGAUAG
This is a messenger RNA of Cladocopium goreaui, 1794 nucleotides long. The record is from the annotation of a GenBank genome assembly. NCBI's taxonomy places the organism in Eukaryota, Dinophyceae, Suessiales, Symbiodiniaceae.